This is a messenger RNA of Diaporthe amygdali, 570 nucleotides long. RefSeq lists its product as uncharacterized. The transcript has 4 exons. Bases 1 to 570 code for a protein of 189 amino acids. The record is from RefSeq and is a predicted model, not a curated record. NCBI's taxonomy places the organism in Eukaryota, Fungi, Ascomycota, Sordariomycetes, Diaporthales, Diaporthaceae.
AUGCAAAGCCUCACCAACCUCAUUCUCCUCGCAAGCGCGGUGACUCCAGUCUUCUCCGCCGCCAUCGCACCUCUCGAGAAGAAGAGCGUCCUGCACAUCGCGGCCGAAGUGGAUGCUGGGAUUCCCUUCGACUCCAAGGUGGUGGACUCGGAUGCUUACAACACAUUCAUCAGCACCGAGGUCGUCUUGCUGGAGGGAACGGACAAGCGCCAGGACGCUGACCCGGAUCGCAACUCCACGAUCCCCGAUGUUAUCUUUACGCUGCAAUGCACCGAUGAUGGUUUUCGCGGAGACUGCCUUGUAUUCGGAGCCAAGCCUGGAUCUUGUGUGUCUUACUUCGACUUCCAAGCGGCCAACUCCACCGAAAUCAGCGAUCGUUUCAACAACAAAGUCACGUCUUUGUCCGUUAACACCGGCGGCAACUGCCAGUGGUAUCUGUACGAGGGCUGUGACAACAAGGGUGACGACCGUGGGCUCACUAGCUCCUACAACUACAACCUUGCUGUCCCGGCCGAGGACGACCCCCGUACUGUCGAAUACGAAAACCAGAUCACAUCUUGGAGGUGUUAG